GGCUUCUCUCGAGGUGCAUACACGGCGCGCGCGCUCGCCGGGAUGCUGAACAAGAUUGGUUUGUUGUGCAAGGGGAACGAUGAGCAGGUCCCGUUCGCUUACGAGCUCUAUGAGCGUGAAGACGAGGAUAGUAAUAUACUUGCCAAAGGUUUCAAGGAGACGUUUGGGACGCCGGUUGACAUCGAAUUUAUUGGCGUUUGGGAGACAGUAUCGAGCGUGGGCAUGGUGCGACACAAGACACUGCCAUUCACAAGCUCGAACAACAGCAUCAGAGUCUUCCGGCACGCGCUUGCUUUGGACGAGCGCCGAGUGUUCUUCAAACCCAGUGGCAGAAUGCGCAAUCCUACUAACCAGGAAAUACAACGUACGGCCCCGGCAAGUAAGGUCCCGACGACUACAAAGCCAGUGACAGACGUCCUGGAGGUCUGGUUUCCGGGGUGUCACGGCGAUGUUGGCGGCGGAUCUGUGCUGGACAUUGAGCCUCACAACCUGGGGAAUAUUUCCCUGAGGUGGAUGGUGUGCGAAGUUCUCGCAGCCCAAUGCGGCGUGUUGUUCGAUGCAGAACGACUGAGCGAGAAAGGAGUCUACUCUACAGUGCCUGGGUACAGACCCCCGCUUGAAGAUACCGACGUUUGUGCCAAUAUACACGACGAGCUGGGACCCCAGGGGUCGCGCUGGUGGAACCUGCUCGAGCGCGUACCUCUGCCGCACAAGCAAAUGGGGUACAUAACAUUCGAUGAGCGUCAUCAAGGAAGAGGUCGCCGUAUACCGGACGUCAGGCCGAAUUUUCACAUGUCUGUCAUACGGCGAAUGGAACAACUUGGGUAUGAACCAAGAGCUACAUGGAGCGGCGAAGCCAACUUUGUAGAUUAAUUGAGUUUAUGGUGCAUCCAU
Molecule: messenger RNA, 894 nt
Organism: Phanerochaete carnosa HHB-10118-sp
Lineage: Eukaryota; Fungi; Basidiomycota; Agaricomycetes; Polyporales; Phanerochaetaceae
Exons: 6
Coding region: 43-873 (276 amino acids)
Source: RefSeq, a predicted model, not a curated record